This is a messenger RNA of Amborella trichopoda, 1461 nucleotides long. RefSeq names its product transcription factor MYB52. Gene Ontology annotation, cellular component: nucleus. Gene Ontology annotation, biological process: regulation of DNA-templated transcription. The record is from RefSeq and is a predicted model, not a curated record. NCBI's taxonomy places the organism in Eukaryota, Viridiplantae, Streptophyta, Magnoliopsida, Amborellales, Amborellaceae. Gene Ontology annotation, molecular function: RNA polymerase II cis-regulatory region sequence-specific DNA binding; DNA-binding transcription factor activity, RNA polymerase II-specific.
AAGUCCAGUUGCUUUGCCCCCAACUAUAUACAUACAUCUGCUCCUCUCUCUCUCUCUCUCUCAUUCUCUCUCUCUAAAACACACACAAAGUAUCGUGCAAAACCAACAAAAGUGACCUCCCAUCUUCUUCCCACUCUCUUUCUCUCUCUACCACCACGUCCAUUACCACCCAUCCAUCCUUUUGGGCACCUUGUCCCCUGAGAGAGAGGGAGAAAUAGAGAGAUAGAGAGAGGGAUGGAGAAUUCCGGCAGCGUUGACGAUCAGAAAUCUAGCCCUAGGGGACACUGGAGACCAGGCGAAGACGAGAAGCUGCGUCAGCUGGUCGAGCAAUAUGGCCCCCAAAACUGGAAUUCCAUUGCUGAGAAGCUCCAAGGUCGAUCAGGAAAGAGUUGCAGGUUAAGAUGGUUCAAUCAACUUGAUCCGAGGAUCAACAGGAGGCCAUUUACUCCCGAAGAAGAAGAGCGGCUCCUCUCUGCACACCGCCAUCACGGUAACAAGUGGGCGUUGAUCGCUCGCCUCUUUCCCGGUCGCACCGACAACGCAGUCAAAAACCAUUGGCAUGUGAUCAUGGCUCGAAAGCACAGAGAGAGAUCCAGGAUUGUCAACAAGAGAAGGUGCAACCAUCUCAUAACACACAGCGAUAAUUCGAGCAACAAUACCACAACUUCACAGCCUUAUUAUCGUAUUUCUACAGUUUUUGAUCCUUGUAACAUGACAUUAUCAGGUUUGGGAAUUCGAGAUCAGUUCAGCAAUGUCAGAUAUGCACUGCCCUCUUCAACAAGGGCAACUGUAGGGUUAUUAUCUCCUUCUUUUUCAACGAUAGGGCGGCCUUUUCCAUGUACUUGGGGUGGUUUCGCUGCCCCUAGUGAUCAGAGGGAGUUUUACAGCUAUGAUUCGGAGUUUUACGGCAACAGUAGUCGAAGAGAGCCAUGUUCAUACAAUUUUUCUGGUUUAUCUUGUCGCAGUGGACAUGAGAUCCAAAAUCCACAAGGCCAGCUUACUUACAUGUUCUUUGGGAAUGAAAGUAAGGAAGAUGAUCAGGAAGAAGUGGGAAGUGAGGCCAUGAAAAAGAAAAAUACUGGGUUUAUAGACUUCCUUGGUGUGGGCUUAUCAAAUUGAUAUCUAGCCCUUUUGUGUACAGUAAGCUACUGAACAUUUCAUGCAAAGGGUUAUUGGUCUCAAUGGGUAAACCUAAUCUGGAUAGUUUUGGAUGCCCUCACAGGUUUGAUUGGAUCUGAAUCUAUCCAUGAAUUAUCCAUCUUUUUAAACUGAGUAGCCAAUAACUAUCCUUGUUUGAUGGUGGUUUCAACAACUCUGGUAGUUCAAAUAAGUGGUAAUAAAUGUACUUGGAUGAACUCUUUCCAAGUAUUCACAAAUUUUCAGUUUGUAUGGUGGAAACUUGGUUUAGAUCAAGUUCUAAGAAACUCUGUUUAGGAUUUCAUUCAUAAGCUUUCUACGUAU